Molecule: messenger RNA, 717 nt
Organism: Closterium sp. NIES-65
Lineage: Eukaryota; Viridiplantae; Streptophyta; Zygnematophyceae; Desmidiales; Closteriaceae
Source: the annotation of a GenBank genome assembly
AUGUGCAUAAUGUACCAGCUAGUGGAGCCGCUGACCGGCAAGACAUGGUCUCUCUCCGACUUUGACGGCCACCCGGCUCUCCUCGUAAGUCCUCCUUUCCUCCUUCCCAUUUCUCCCCGCCUCCUUCUCUUCCCCUCCUUCUCUCUCCCAACCCUCUCUCCCACCCCUCUCCCUCCUCCGACUUUGACGGCCACCCGGCCCUCCUCUCCAAUUCCUCCUCCUUGUGAACACCGCGCCUCCCAAGUCAUGUUCAUCUGCAACCAUUGCCCGUUCGUGGUUCAUAUCAAGUCGCAACUUGUUGCUCUUGGCAACGAGUACAUUUCCAAGCAUGGGCUAGCAGUGGUUGCAAUCUCGUCCAACUCGGUGCUCACCCACCCUCAGGACGGACCCGAUAAAAUGGCUGAGGAAGCCAAGCAGUUCAACUUCCCCUUUCCCUACCUCUAUGACGAGACUCAGGAGGUGGCCAAGACCUAUCACGCUGCCUGCACGCCAGACUUCUUUCUCUUCAAAAAGGACGGCCGCCGCCCCUUCGAGCUCGCAUACCACGGCCAGCUCGACGACUCCCGCCCCAACAACGGCCGCCCGGUCACCGGCAAGGACCUGCGUGCUGCUCUCGACUGCGUGCUCUCUGCACGACCGGUCCCCAGUGCGCAAAGGCCCAGCAUCGGCUGCAACAUAAAGUGGGCGCCCGGGAAUGAGCCUGACUACUUUGGAUAG